Messenger RNA from Dicentrarchus labrax (European seabass), 2189 nucleotides. Its product is annotated as olfactory receptor 6N2-like. The record is from RefSeq and is a predicted model, not a curated record. Lineage: Eukaryota; Metazoa; Chordata; Actinopteri; Moronidae. Gene Ontology annotation, molecular function: G protein-coupled receptor activity; olfactory receptor activity. The transcript has 2 exons. Gene Ontology annotation, biological process: G protein-coupled receptor signaling pathway. Bases 781 to 1707 code for a protein of 308 amino acids. Gene Ontology annotation, cellular component: membrane.
CAGUGCCAGGAAGUGUAUUCUACUCAUGUGGAUCUCUGAUAAAGCCCCAACCCUAAAUCAAUGGUUGUGUACUGUGACAAACAUCAUUCCUUUUGAAGCCUUUUCCACGGCCUUGAAGGACAAACCCUUCUCAUUCUACAGGAUUUGGGACUCUUUCUUUGACUACCUGGGACCUGCUAAGGCCCAGAGGAUGAAAUCAGGACUGAUGGAUUUGGCCUGGAGGGGGGCAGGGGAAUAGCAUCACCCAUCAUGUUGAAGAUGCCUAUAUACAGCAUCCCAGAUGCAGAGUUCGCUUUCUAAUACAUGCUCCCUAAAACUCUUGUUUCAUUUAUUUAUCUCUAUCUUUUCUUGUUUGUUAGUCUGUUUGUCUAUCGGUUUGUUAUCUAAUUUUAAUGUUGGUCUCAUUACUUAUUGUUCUUAGCUGCCUAUCUUCACCUUGUGUUGUUUCGAUGCACCAAAUUGCAAGAAAUACCCAUUCUUGCAUAAUGUUGCUUUAAAUCAGGCCUCCAGAGUUUCAUGAAGUUGUUGAUACGAUGAUAGCUCUUGGUGGCAUUAAUGAGAUCCAUGGAGGGUGUAAAUGUCUCAUAAAAUCUUGAUUCAAACUGUUCACUUUCUCAAAUCUGGAGAUGAACCUAAUGCAUUUCCUGGUCAGGUAUCUCUAUAUGAAUGAGAAAAUCACAUACGAAAUCUUCAUAGUGAAACUUCUUUUCUUUAGUUUUUGUAUUCCUCUUCUACAAUCUGCCUGUCAUAUUCAUUAUUGUUUAAUCUGUGACAACAUUAAUGGAUGAUGAAUUAAAUGUAACAUAUUUAACUCUUGAUGGUUAUGUUGAAGUUCAUAAAUACAGAUAUCUUUAUUUUGUGAUUAUGUUAACAGCAUAUAUUCUAAUAAUCUGCAGUAAUUCUACUAUUUUGUAUAUUAUCUGGAUUCACCAAAACCUCCAUGAGCCUAUGUACAUUUUUAUUGCAGCUUUGCUAUUCAACUCUGUUCUUUUUAGCACUUCUAUCUACCCAAAGCUUUUGAUUGACUUUUUAUCUGAAAAACAGAUCAUAUCAUAUUCAGCCUGUCUCUUUCAAGCCUUUUUUUAUUACUCUUUAGGUAGUUCAGAGUUCUUUUUAUUGGCAGCAAUGUCCUAUGACAGGUAUGUGUCUAUAUGUAAACCUCUGCAAUAUCCAACUAUCAUGAGAAAAACAACUGUCAGUAUUUUGCUGGUUUUAGCUUGGCUUGUGCCUGCUUGUGAGAUUGCGGUGGCAAUUGUACUAAAUGUUAACAACACACUCUGUAGCUUUACUUUGAAAGGUAUUUACUGUAACAAUUCAGCUAACUAUCUUUACUGUGUAAGUUCAAGAGCACUAUCUAUAUAUGGUGUAGUUGUUCUGCUUAAUAUUACACUUUUCCCUAUGCUCUUCAUCCUGUUUACAUACACAAAGAUACUUGUAAUAUCCUAUCGAAGUUGUGGAGAAGUCAGGAAAAAAGCUGCACAGACCUGUUUACCACAUCUGUUGGUUUUAAUCAGCUAUUCGUUUUUGAUGACAUAUGACAUUAUUAUAGUUCGACUGGACUCUGAUUUUCCAAAAACUGUACGUUUUGUAAUGACUUUGCAGAUGAUAAUGUAUAAUCCUCUCUUUAAUCCAGUCAUAUAUGGACUAAAGGUGAAAGAAAUUUCUAAACACGUCAAUAACCUGUUCCGUCAGGCCAAAGUGAACUAAUGUAUCACCACUAAUGUACUCAUUUACAAUCUUUUUUGUGUAAUUAUAAUCAGAGAGAGAGAUUUGAGGUGAUCUGGUGCAUGAUGGAAGGUAUUUAAUGUAAGGAUUUAUUUUGUAUGACUAAAGAACAACGUAACUACUCGUACAGUUGCUACAGAUAUUUAAAUAUUCAACGCAACAUUUUUAUACUGUAUGGUAAUGACGCUUUUUUGCAAAAAACAAGCCCUACUACCGGUAAAAACUUUAUUAUUAGUGUGAAUAAGUUCACUUGAAAUGACAGCCAUGAACAAGAGUCCUUUUCUUUUCUUUUUUGGCGUUCAGUUCAAAUAGUACAAAAAUUGGGCUUGUCUGCAUAUCAGUGAGAGAAUAUAAAUGAAUGAUAAAGAAUUUAAUUAGAAUACUGUCUGAGUUUACUUUUAAAUGGAAACACUGUUUCCUUGUAAAAUCAAUGUGUUAUAAUUAAAUUUAUGUUUGCUGUUGUA